AGAGACCCAAACUCUUGUCGAAAUCCCCAAAAUGCUCUCAACGUUCUUUUUUAUUGCCUGAUACCGUAUCUCACGACUCACAUGCUAUCACAAGUACUAUUUACCCUAGCACCUAACCAAUCAGGGGCCUUUUCAAGGCAUCUAAGUGAGAGAUAUAUAAUCUAUUUUUGGAGCCCUAUUUUCACAUGAGAGCAUCCCCAAGACCCCAACCGAUGUAGAUGUCGGAGGGAAGAGCUCCGCCUCUCUUUCAUUCCUGUGAGACUUUGAAGCUUUGCCAUUGAAGUGUCCAACCAAAUCCCUGCAAAACAAGAGGAAGAUUAGUAAAUACACGAGACCAGGAAGUUCUCUCUAGUACCUGAAGGAGCUCUAGCAGCAAAUAGGUCAGCCUUGAAGAGGGGGCAGGAUGAGGCGAUGGGAUGUCCAGCUCAUCACUUCCUUAUACUUGUUGAAGCUUAUUAGAGAAUCAAUGCAAUCUCGGUGGACUAUUCAAUUUCCUUGGAAUGGGUGGUCUCGGCAACUUGUUUUUCCCAGGCUGAUUUUGCAGAGACUCUUUCAAAAAAAGAUUGGCAGAGCCUUUCCUCACCGGAGUGGUUUUAAGUCAAAGGAGAAGGGGGAUUGCUAACAUUCUCUCUUUCUUGCGGUGAGAAAGGGGACCGCUCACAUUCUCUUUCUUGCGGUUCUUUCUCCCCAUCAUCUCUCGUCCUCCUCCCACCCUCAUCCUCAUCCUCAUCCUCAUCCUCAUCCUCAUCAGAGAGCUCCGGCUAUUCAGGAACAUAAAAAAAUAGAUGACGGAUAUGCUGGCUACUUUCGGUAGCUGUUAUCAGCUGCGCAGGUAUGAUCUUCGUCUGGGGUACGUCACUGUUGAGGAAUACGCAACCCUUGUCUGCCAUGGAGUUGCGGAAUUAAAUUCAAUGAUAACAGCCAUUAGUUGCCACGGAAUUAAGCUAACAAAAUAUUCAUCCGAUGUUAAAACAUAUGUCGAUAUCGUAAAAAUUCUCGACAGGAGAUAUGUGUUAACACCAAUAAUAUGGCUGUGCAAUUUGGAUUAUAUUCACUGCAUGGUAUAUGAGAAGGUGCUGAAUCUUGACGAGUAUAUAAACCUAUAUAGAGAUAAGUUUGUGAUCAAUGACAAAUCUGGUUCCGCUGUGUUACCAGGAUCAAGACUACAGAAGCUUAUAAGAGAAAUAAUUAAUGGGUUCAUUCAUCUUCUUAAAGAGAAGAUAGGAAAUUGUGAAGUUUACUUAGAGAAAAGUAUUGUUAUCACCAGAGAUGGAAUUUGCAAGUUUGCUCGAUUAAAUAUACCCAUUGAUGCUUCCAAACCGAUGUGUGUAGACCAAUAUCUAGGUAGUCUGAGACAUCUGAUAGAUCGUAACUUUCCAAGAGUUAGCUGUCUGAGAGAUUUCAAAGAAUUUAUUACUCAACCCAGAUCCCUUGACAAUUGCUUGGAGCACCCUUUUUUAUGGACCACCGAUGAUAGAUAUACUUAUCUACAAAGAGUGCAGAAUUUAAUGUUUGGUCAAAAUACCGACGGCGCAUAUUGGGAAGAGCAUGAUCUAGUUCGAUACAUGUGUAACAUGUAUUUCCACAAUUUGGAAGACCACGAUGAACUCGAUAAAGUGUUUGCCAGUUCAUUUCCUGGGUUCCUUUCUGUACUUUAUAGAUCAACUGGUGUUCUUAAAGCAGCACCCAAGAAGAACCGAUCAUCGCGUACGAAUCAUCCGACUGUCCAAACGAGAAGAAGGUGAACAAAAGUCAAUGUGAGAGGGAGAGAUUGCUUUUUUCCUUUCUCUCUUCCAACUUGCACAUGUCUGUCCUUAAUGCCCUUCUGGGGUUUCCUCGAUUGAGUAACAGGAAUUCGGUCUUUAAUGUCAAUUUCGAGUUCUUUUCUAGAGUGUGUAAAAGAUAAAACAUGACAUUCAAUCAGGCUGGUCUUGUUCCCAAAUGUUUUCUAAUGACUUUUACUCAAUUUAUGACUGAAGACAUGCUCCAUGCUUCGUAAAGCUUUGGUGAGAAGCAUUCAUAUAAA
Messenger RNA from Macadamia integrifolia, 2026 nucleotides. RefSeq lists its product as uncharacterized. NCBI's taxonomy places the organism in Eukaryota, Viridiplantae, Streptophyta, Magnoliopsida, Proteales, Proteaceae. The transcript is spliced from 12 exons. The coding region runs from base 786 to 1745 and encodes 319 amino acids. The record is from RefSeq and is a predicted model, not a curated record.